CACUCGCUCACACACGCCUACACUUACUCUCCGCCUCCGCCCUCCUUCCGAGCAGAUCAAAAGCACAUGCACGGAGCUCGAGAGUGAUAUUUCAUCAGCAAUCAAGCACAACGCUCUACUUUAUCCUGAUUCUGUACGCGCUUGGUUCAACCAGCGUUCAAGGCUGCCAAAUCUGCCCGAGCGGAAACGCCCACAGACCAAUCAUCGACAGCCUCACCUUCGCCAUCUGUGCAAAGUUUCUUUGGUUCUACGCCUUGUGUCAAUCACACCCACCUGCAACACUCGAGAAGGAUCAAGUCGGAUAGCGCUCCACACAUCUUCACAGCAGACAUGGCCGGCAAGCUGACCCAGUUCGGAAACAAGCUGCUGCGUCGCCGCACGUUGGAUUUCUCCAACGAGGAGACGCGCUUCGCCCGCUGCCUGUCCACCCUGGACCUCAUCGCCUUGGGGGUGGGCUCCACGCUGGGCGCUGGCGUCUACGUGCUCGCCGGCGAGGUGGCCCGAGAGAAGGCCGGGCCCGCCAUCGUCCUCUGCUUCCUCAUAGCAGCGCUGUCCUCCAUGUUGGCAGGCUUGUGCUAUGCCGAGUUCGGAGCCCGCGUCCCCAAGACGGGCUCGGCGUACCUCUACAGCUAUGUGACAGUGGGGGAGAUCUGGGCCUUCAUCACAGGCUGGAAUCUCAUCCUUUCCUAUGUGAUUGGUACUGCAAGUGUGGCCCGUGCAUGGAGCUCCACUUUUGACAACCUCGUGGAGCAGAAGAUAUCAGUCUUCUUCAAAGCCUCCAUGACAAUGAAGGUGCCCGGCAAUGUGUUGGCGGAGUACCCAGACCUGUUUGCGCUCAUUCUGGUACUUCUGCUCACCGGCCUGCUCGCCUUUGGCGUAAGCGAGUCGGCACUGGUCAACAAGAUUUUCACCGGCAUCAACCUGGUGGUGCUGGGCUUCGUCAUCAUCUCGGGAUUCGUAAAGGGAGACACGACCAACUGGAACCUCACGCUGGAGAACUACACCAGUUUCGUGAAUGAAAGCAAUAGCACCAAGUCAGUAGUUGUUGAGAAAGAAUUUGGGACCGGUGGCUUUGCUCCGUUUGGCCUCGCCGGCGUGCUGUCUGGUGCCGCCACCUGCUUCUACGCCUUUGUUGGCUUUGACUGCAUUGCCACCACAAGCGAGGAGGCCAAGAAUCCCAUGCGGUCCAUCCCCAUCGGCAUUGUGGCCUCACUCCUCAUCUGCUUCUUUGCCUACUUCGGCGUGUCCGCCGCGCUCACCCUGAUGAUGCCCUACUACCAGUUGGACAUUCAGAGCCCUCUGCCCGAGGCCUUCACCUACGUAGGCUGGGCCCCGGCCCGCUACAUUGUGGCUGUGGGCUCGCUCUGCGCCCUGUCCACCAGCCUGCUCGGCUCCAUGUUCCCCAUGCCCCGCGUCAUCUACGCCAUGGCGGAAGACGGGCUGCUGUUCCGUGCGCUGUCCCGAAUGAACGCUCGCACCAAGACACCUCUGCUGGCCACCAUUGCUUCUGGCAUUGUCGCGGCUCUCAUGGCCUUCCUGUUUGACCUCGGCGCUCUGGUUGACCUUAUGUCCAUCGGAACAUUGUUGGCCUAUUCGCUGGUAGCCAUCUGUGUUCUCAUCCUCAGGUACCAGCCAGGCACGUUGCCAUCAUCCAGCCAGACGGAGAAGCUGAUGGAGCAGGUAGAAGACGAGAAAGUGGCCGUGAGCGGCGGGGACAGCGGCGACGAGUACACUGAGAGUGAGGAGAAGCCCCGUAGGGAGGCUUUCAGCUUCAAACUGCUCUUCCACCCGAGCUCAAAGAUCCCUACGAAUGCCUCCGGCCAAAUCGUCUAUGUGACCACCGCCAUCAUCUCCGUCCUGAUCACCAUCCUGUGCAUCAUCCUGGCCAACUGUCUGCCUGCCCUGCUGGCCGGCGACAAAGCUGUGGUCGCGUCUUGCGUUAUUUUGGCUCUGCUGUGCGCCGCCUGCCUUAUCGUCAUCUGCAGGCAGCCCGAGAGCAAAGAGGCUCUGACCUUCAAGGUUCCCCUGCUUCCUUGGUUGCCCCUGUUCAGCGUCUUCGUCAACAUCUACCUCAUGAUGCAGCUGGACAAGGGCACGUGGUGUCGCUUCACUGUCUGGAUGGUCAUUGGUUUUAUCAUCUACUUUUUCUACGGCAUUAAGAACAGCAGCGCCAACCGCUCCUCCCAGCGCAAAUACGAGCCGGCGCUGCAGUCCAAGAGCCCUAUUUACAAGGGCGCCCCCGACGACAGCGACGUGGAGGGGGCCAACAGCCCCUGUUAGCCGCUCACGCAGUCCCGAGAACGGAGGGAGAUGAGAUGUGGUGAGGCGGUUUGGUGGUGGGGAUGCGGACUUUGGAACGUAGCCCGAAAGGGAGGAGUGGCAACACAUCUUUUGCCUCUUUUUAUACAGAGGCCAAUAAUAACUGGAUGCUACGGACAGUGUGACGCGUGCUUUUUAUUUUAUGUCGUCUGUGUAUAUAGUUAGCCAAGUAGCCUGCUCUCGCCACGUGAACGGUUGUCACAUCGCUCUUUUGUCAUCAUGCGAGAUCCUCCUCCUUCCUUGUCUCCAUUAGUGGAGAUGACAACUUGCGCCUGUGACGCUACGCAGGGAAACGUCAACUUCCUGUCCGCGUCCACUUGAUUGAUUGCACCAGCCUGUUGCUUUGUGUCUGCUGUGUGUGUAUAAACAGGGUAGUGCCGUAGCUAAACGGGCUUGACGUCCUGUUUUGGACUGAAAUGCUCUAAGGUCAAUAAUGGCACACUAUCCGUAUUGAUGUAAAUCUACAUGACACCUCACAAGUUUUUCCUAUUACUUAUGAAUCGGCGACUUCCGCAAUGGACCCUUUCCGUCGCACACUUGUCAAGUCCAAACUUGAGACUGCAUCAGGUGAAUUUGUUGCAAGCAAACUUGAACUUGUCUGUGAAAUUCAGUGUACAGUGGACCCUCCCAAAAAGUUGUGAUUCCAGUUGAAUUUCAAGUUCCAGCGUCAAAUACUGUCAAUUUGUUACAGACCAUAAAACUUGGAAUCACUUGAGUUUCAAGCUCCAGCGUCAAAAUACUGUAGAUUUGUUACCGACAAAAGGAACCGCUCGUCAAAUUUCAGUGGAGAGUGGAACUGCUGAAGUUGUCACGCCGGUUGACUUUUUAUGUUGUUUCAGCUUGUCAAAUGAACCGGUGACAACAUUGGAACCUGACUUUUAGUAUUUAUAUGCUGGUUGACUUUGAAAUUGUUCUCACGUCAAAUCAAUCGUUACCCACAAAAACUUGAACUUUUCAUUGACAUUCAGUGUACAGUAGAGCCAAAAGUUCUCACUUCUGUCAACUUCGCAGUUGAAACAUGAAGUCUAUUGUUUCCGAUGACAAAACUUGAACUUUUAGUUGGCGUUCGGUGUACAGCGGAACCACUGAAAUUGUGAAACCGGGUGGCUUUUUAAGUGUUCUCACAUCAAAAACAAUAACUGUCAAACGAGACCAGUUGUAACUUCUUGUUCACUUUCAAUGAAGAGAGGAACUUAGGAAGUUAUGACACUGGCUGAUGUUACAAGUUUUUCGAACAUGAUGAAAAAUUCAAGUCAUACUAACCGUGCCGGUGACAACACUUGAGCUUCUUGUUGACUUUCAGUGUACUGUACAGUGGAACCUCCGAAGUGGUGAUGCUAGUCGGCUUUCAAUUUGUUCUAAAAU
This is a messenger RNA of Hippocampus comes (tiger tail seahorse), 3684 nucleotides long. It is a transcript of the gene slc7a3a, whose product is annotated as solute carrier family 7 member 3a. Lineage: Eukaryota; Metazoa; Chordata; Actinopteri; Syngnathiformes; Syngnathidae. The transcript has 11 exons. Bases 331 to 2280 code for a protein of 649 amino acids. Gene Ontology annotation, molecular function: amino acid transmembrane transporter activity. Gene Ontology annotation, cellular component: plasma membrane. Gene Ontology annotation, biological process: transmembrane transport; amino acid transport. The record is from RefSeq and is a predicted model, not a curated record.